Molecule: messenger RNA, 437 nt
Organism: Aureobasidium subglaciale EXF-2481
Lineage: Eukaryota; Fungi; Ascomycota; Dothideomycetes; Dothideales; Saccotheciaceae
Exons: 1
Coding region: 73-351 (92 amino acids)
Source: RefSeq, a predicted model, not a curated record
CGGAGAUGUUCGUAGGAGAAGAUAGCGGGCACAAGACGAGACGGACGACGAAACGAGCAUUGAGUUAAUCAAAUGCGCUGCCACAUGCCCGAAGCGCGGCUCAGAGGCCUGUGCUGCCUGCCAAGUCAUCAUCUCACGCGCGCAAAACCACUUCCGCUCCUUCUCCAUUCCUUGUUAUCUGUCUGCUGUGAUACUGAUGUCAGGUCUGCCUCAAAGUUUGUCAUCUCGUUCCCACAUCAUGUCAGCCUGCCUUCUUUGAUACAACUUGGACUUCCAACCGAGCUCGUCGCGCGACCGUUAGAUAGAUGGACCGGCAGCAGUACCCCACACCCAUCUUUGACCAUCUUCUAACCCGACUCUGUGUCACGCCUAAAUUGCAAUACCGAGCCCGUAUCAUGCUUCGUCGCAAACUUUUUUGUUUGCCGGCACGUUGAUCG